This is a messenger RNA of Chenopodium quinoa (quinoa), 1344 nucleotides long. RefSeq lists its product as uncharacterized. The transcript has a single exon. The coding region runs from base 1 to 1344 and encodes 447 amino acids. NCBI's taxonomy places the organism in Eukaryota, Viridiplantae, Streptophyta, Magnoliopsida, Caryophyllales, Amaranthaceae. The record is from RefSeq and is a predicted model, not a curated record.
AUGGGUGGUUUAUUAAGAGAAGCAUUUAAUGUUGAUAUUCCACGCUCUCUUUUUGAAUCCCAUAACAUGCACGAAGAGGAGACUUCAUAUGAUAUGCAUGAAGGGGGUAGUUCAUAUGAUAUGCACAAAGAUUUUGAUUUUCGUUGUGAUGUAGAUAAUGUAAAUCCAUCUACUUACUCUAGUGAAGAGGAUCUCAAGUAUAAAAGACUAAUGGAAGCUUCUUAUGAGGGUUUAUAUGAGGGGUGUACCACUUUUUCAAAGUUAUCAUUUCUUUUGCACUUGUUUCACCUAAAGAGUAUGUUCCAUUGGUCUGCUGAAUCAUUCACUAAAUUGCUUGAACUUUUAGUUGAUGCAUUUCCUCAAAUCAACGAGUUUCCAUCGUCUUACUAUGAGGGCAUGAAGAUAAUUAAGGACUUGAGAUUAGGGUAUGAGAAAAUUGAUGCAUGUCAAAAUUAUUGCAUGUUAUAUUGGGGCAAAUUCGCUGAAAAAAGUGAGUGUCAUGUUUGUCAUACAUCAAGGUGGAAAACUGUAAAAGGGAAGGAAGGCCAUACAAGUGAGAGAGGUAAAGAAUCGUGUAAAAAGGGUGAGUCAGCUAAAGUAUUGCGAUAUUUUCCUCUUAUCCCUAGAUUAAAAAGAUUUUAUAUGUCAUCUAAAACAACAAAGGAUAUGAGUUGGCAUUUUGGUCGAAAGGACAAUAAGGUUUUAAGGCACCCAGCAGAUGGUGAAGCUUGGAAAUUUUUUGAUGAAAUAUAUCAAGAAUUUGUUGCUGAUCCUCGUAGUGUUAGGUUAGGUCUAGCAAGUGAUGGUUUCAAUCCAUAUCUUCUUAUGAAUACUAAUUAUAGUAUUUGGCCCGUGGUUUUAAUUCCUUAUAAUUUACCACCAUGGAAUUGUAUGAAGCCAACAUCAUUUAUUUUGUCCUUGAUUGUUCCUGGUAAAUAUAGUCCUGAUAUUGAUAUUGAUGUGUAUUUGCAACCAUUAAUCCAUGAGUUAAAGUUGUUGUGGAAUGGUGUUGAUACCUUUGAUGCAUAUAGUGGGGAAAACUUUAAAAUGCGAGCAGCCUUACACUCUCCUAUAAAUGACUUUCCUGCAUACGCUAUGUUAUCUGGUUGGAGUACCAGAGGCUAUAAAGCUUGUCCUUCGUGUGCCCAUUCCACUGACUCAUAUAAUUUUGGUGGUAAAAUUUGCUACCCUGGACAUCGAAAAUGGUUGCCACUUGAUCAUACUUAUCGUUCCCAAGCCCAUUUAUUUGACAGGACAGUGGAAUACGAUGUUGCUCCAGUUCCUAUAAGUGGGAAAGACAUUUUGAAGAAACAAGAAAGGAUUAAAUAUGUCUAUGGAAAGUAA